AUGGAGCGUUUGACUGAUCGCUACGUCAAAGGCCCUGCUAGGGUCGAUAUCCUGGACGAAUUGAUAGACAUCAAAGCCGACACUGAUGAACUGAUUCUUCAAUCUCAGUCUUUCGCGAAUGAAUGCUACAAGACCGAAGUUUAUCGCAUAAUUAACGGAUCGGGCGGUCGCGACAAAGCGCUGGGGCGAUGUACUGGUAAAUUUGAGACCUCAGCGAGACUUCCAGGUGGGCAGGACCUUGGCCUAAGCGACGAUUCUCUGGAGGACACUGCUACCCAUCUGACAGUCCGAGAUACCGAGCCCAUACCCAACCAACCCACUGUCUACCAGCGGACCUAUUUAUUCGCCUGCAACCGCGCUGAUGACGGGACUGAGGUUCUCGCCUCAAUGCAGGCUGCGCAUACCGCGGUGGAUAACCACACUCAAUCAUAA
Aspergillus calidoustus is the source of this 432-nucleotide messenger RNA. The record is from the annotation of a GenBank genome assembly. Lineage: Eukaryota; Fungi; Ascomycota; Eurotiomycetes; Eurotiales; Aspergillaceae.